This is a messenger RNA of Metarhizium album ARSEF 1941, 522 nucleotides long. Its product is annotated as nuclear cap binding protein subunit 2. Bases 1 to 522 code for a protein of 173 amino acids. Gene Ontology annotation, molecular function: RNA cap binding. Gene Ontology annotation, cellular component: nuclear cap binding complex. Lineage: Eukaryota; Fungi; Ascomycota; Sordariomycetes; Hypocreales; Clavicipitaceae. Gene Ontology annotation, biological process: mRNA cis splicing, via spliceosome. The record is from RefSeq and is a predicted model, not a curated record. The transcript is spliced from 2 exons.
AUGCGUCCCGACACCAGAAACACAGUCGACCGUCUCGACCGCCCAAGCGCAUACUACAACAGCAGAAACAAGCGGCGACGCGAGCGAGACGACGACACCGCCAAUGGUGACACCCCCGCCGAACCGCCCGCCGACCCUCUGGCCAACGCAACCACGCUCUACGUCGGCAACCUCUCCUUCUACACGACUGAAGAGCAGGUCUACGAGCUCUUCUCCAAAUGCGGCGAGAUCAAGCGUCUUGUCAUGGGACUGGACCGCUUCCAGAAGACACCCUGCGGCUUCUGCUUUGUCGAGUACUACACGCACCAGGAUGCGCUGGACUGCAUGAAGUACAUUGGCGGCACCAAGCUUGACGAACGCAUCAUCCGAACGGAUUUGGAUUCCGGGUUCGAAGAGGGCAGACAAUAUGGCAGAGGCAAGAGUGGUGGCCAGGUGAGGGAUGAGUAUCGAGAGGACUUUGACGAGGGUCGAGGCGGUAUCGGCCGCGCCCUGCAGCGGGAGUAUGACGAAGAGGAUCGGUAA